Molecule: messenger RNA, 1291 nt
Organism: Neomonachus schauinslandi (Hawaiian monk seal)
Lineage: Eukaryota; Metazoa; Chordata; Mammalia; Carnivora; Phocidae
Gene: GAPDH
Product: glyceraldehyde-3-phosphate dehydrogenase
Exons: 11
Coding region: 83-1084 (333 amino acids)
Biological process (GO): glucose metabolic process
Molecular function (GO): NADP binding; oxidoreductase activity, acting on the aldehyde or oxo group of donors, NAD or NADP as acceptor; NAD binding
Source: RefSeq, a predicted model, not a curated record
CUCCGCUGGCGCUCUCUGCUCCUCCCCGUUCGACAGGUAGCCGCAUCUUCUGGUGCAGUGCCAGCCGCGUCCCCGAGACACGAUGGUGAAGGUCGGAGUGAACGGAUUUGGCCGUAUUGGGCGCCUGGUCACCAGGGCUGCUUUUAACUCUGGCAAAGUGGAUAUUGUCGCCAUCAAUGAUCCCUUCAUUGACCUCAACUACAUGGUCUACAUGUUCCAGUAUGAUUCCACCCAUGGUAAAUUCCACGGCACAGUCAAGGCUGAGAACGGGAAGCUUGUCAUCAAUGGAAAGUCCAUCUCCAUCUUCCAGGAGCGAGAUCCCGCCAACAUCAAAUGGGGUGAUGCUGGUGCUGAGUAUGUUGUGGAGUCCACUGGGGUCUUCACCACCAUGGAGAAAGCUGGGGCUCACUUGAAGGGCGGGGCCAAGAGGGUCAUCAUCUCUGCUCCCUCUGCCGAUGCCCCCAUGUUCGUGAUGGGUGUGAACCAUGAGAAGUAUGACAACUCUCUCAAGAUUGUCAGCAAUGCCUCCUGCACCACCAACUGCUUGGCCCCUCUGGCCAAGGUCAUCCAUGACAACUUCGGCAUCGUGGAGGGACUCAUGACCACCGUCCACGCCAUCACUGCCACCCAGAAGACCGUGGACGGCCCCUCUGGGAAGCUGUGGCGCGACGGCCGAGGGGCUGCCCAGAACAUCAUCCCUGCUUCCACUGGCGCUGCCAAGGCUGUGGGCAAGGUCAUCCCUGAGCUGAAUGGGAAGCUCACUGGCAUGGCCUUCCGUGUCCCCACCCCCAACGUGUCCGUCGUGGAUCUGACCUGCCGCCUGGAGAAAGCUGCCAAAUACGACGACAUCAAGAAGGUGGUGAAGCAGGCGUCAGAGGGCCCCCUCAAGGGCAUCCUGGGGUACACUGAGGACCAGGUUGUCUCCUGCGACUUUAACAGCGACACCCACUCCUCCACCUUCGAUGCCGGGGCUGGCAUUGCUCUCAACGACCACUUUGUCAAGCUCAUUUCCUGGUAUGACAAUGAAUUCGGCUAUAGCAACCGGGUGGUGGACCUUAUGGUCCACAUGGCCUCCAAGGAGUAAGAGCCCCCUGGACCACCAGCCCCAGCAAGAGCAAGAGGAAGAGAGAGGCCCUCAGCUGCUGGGGAGUCCCUGCCCCAACUUACCCCCAAAACACUGAGAAUCUUCCGACCUCCUCUGUUUCCAUCCCAGACCCCCUGAAGAAGGGGAGGGGCUUGGGGACCCCUACCUUGUCAUGUACCAUCAAUAAAGUAUACUGUAUCCAGCCAA